UUCGAUGUAUCGCAAAUCGCGCGACCCCCGCGACCGCUCGUUUCCUACUCGUACGUUCGAUUUCAUCCGACACGAGGGAUGUCGUACGGCGCCGCUUCGGGUUCGUAGAAACCGUGAUAUUCGAAAGGAAGUCGAAACGGAACAUUCGCGGAGUAUCCAGAAAAGUGAAGGAGGUGAAGUCUUAUUAAUCGCUGUGCCUGAUUCUCGCCGCACCGGUCACAAUUGUUGGUCCUCAGCACCAUGGCGAUGAACGUGCCGUACGAGGCGAUCGGCAAGGGCUUCGUCCAACAGUAUUACGCGAUGUUCGACGACCCGGCGCAAAGGCCGAACUUGAUAAAUAUGUACAAUGCAGAGACAUCCUUUAUGACGUUCGAGGGCUUGCAGAUACAGGGCGCUAUCAAAAUCAUGGAGAAAUUAACUAGCUUAUCCUUUCAAAAAAUAAAUCGGAUAAUAACAGCGAUUGAUUCGCAACCAAUGUUCGAUGGUGGAGUUCUUAUUAAUGUAUUAGGAAGGUUGCAGACUGACGAGGAUCAACCUCAUGCGUACAUCCAGACAUUUGUCCUGAAGCCAAUCGGUACCAGCUUUUAUGUGCAGCACGAUAUCUUCAGACUUGCAUUGCACGACACGGCAGACGAGGAUCCACCACACGCCUUCUCGCAAUUGUUUGUGCUGAAACCAAUGGGUAAUUCAUACUAUUGUCAGCAUGAUAUCUUUCGCCUUAGUAUUCAUGAUAGCGCAUGAACGAGGAAGAUCAAGUACAUGCGAUGAGCGUGUGAACAGACAAGUUGUCGAGUGACGGACAUCCUGGAGAUCGCGAUUAAUAAGUGAGCUACCUAAUCUCAUCGAUAAUCUUCUCGUCACAAUCACAUCCUACCUAUCCCUAUUCUUUCCAUAGAUAUUACAAGUUUUAUAUGAAGAAUAUCUCCUCUUAUAUCUUGGCCAC
Trachymyrmex septentrionalis is the source of this 943-nucleotide messenger RNA. It is a transcript of the gene Ntf-2, whose product is annotated as probable nuclear transport factor 2. Gene Ontology annotation, biological process: protein import into nucleus. Gene Ontology annotation, cellular component: nuclear pore central transport channel. The record is from RefSeq and is a predicted model, not a curated record. The transcript has 5 exons. The coding region runs from base 241 to 741 and encodes 166 amino acids. Lineage: Eukaryota; Metazoa; Arthropoda; Insecta; Hymenoptera; Formicidae.